Messenger RNA from Pestalotiopsis fici W106-1, 1098 nucleotides. RefSeq lists its product as uncharacterized. The transcript has a single exon. The record is from RefSeq and is a predicted model, not a curated record. Bases 1 to 1098 code for a protein of 365 amino acids. NCBI's taxonomy places the organism in Eukaryota, Fungi, Ascomycota, Sordariomycetes, Amphisphaeriales, Sporocadaceae. Gene Ontology annotation, molecular function: methyltransferase activity; nucleic acid binding. Gene Ontology annotation, cellular component: nucleus; RNA N6-methyladenosine methyltransferase complex.
AUGUCGUCCUGUCUUCUCUUCUCCAAUUCCGACAAAUCAAUUGUCUUGGUCGACAUACCACGCUCUAUUGAACUUGCACAACUGCCCAAGGGACAAACAACGCCAUCCAAUCGUCGGCUCCUGUCUUGCCAGCCACUGGCCAAGCCAUGGCAAAACCAGGUGUCGUCCAAGUCGUCGCAGGAGCCGAACAUGUCUCAAUCGGCAUCUGCCCUCAUUGAUGAGCUCAUGGCCUGUGAAACCGUUCGACAUGCGCAUAAGGCGAUACGGGACACGUAUCAUGGAGAUUGGCACUUGCCGCGAACCUGUGCGCCGCUCCCUGACCAGACCACUAUUCAACACAACACAGAGGCUCCUGCGGUGCCGCAAAAGAGGAAGCUAUGCGCUACGGAGCUGCAUCAUGGUGAUUCGCCCGAGUUCAAUUACAUUCCGGCCGAUAGCAAGUACCUCUUGGGUUCAAUUGAGAGUCAGAGAGACUCUUUUCUCAAGACAGCACCCCAAUUUGACAUAGUAGUUCUAGAUCCACCAUGGCCAAGUAGAUCCGUCCGCCGGAAGAAGAAGAAUAGCUACAGCACCACCUAUGAUAUGACGGAGAUGCAUGACCUCCUGAGCCUGAUACCGAUCGCUAGCCAUCUCAAGCUCGAAGGCAUUGUAGCCGUAUGGGUUACUAAUAAACCAGCAGUGAUUGAUUUACUCAAGUCCCCCGGUGGCUUGUUCGACCAAUGGAAUGUAGAGCCCAUCGGCGAAUGGAUUUGGGUCAAGGUUACCAGCAACGGGGAACCGAUUGUGGACUUUGGAUCGACUUGGAGAAAACCUUGGGAACGCCUGCUGUUUGCUAAGCGGAGAGGCAGCUCUCAGAAACUGCAGCCAGAACGCAAGGUCGUCUUCGCUGUACCCGAUUUGCAUUCCCGAAAACCAAAUAUCCGCAUGCUCUUGGAAGAUUUCCUUCCCAAUGGCUAUUUGGGCUUGGAGGUGUUCUCCAGGAAUUUGACCGCAGGCUGGUGGAGUUGGGGAGAUCAAACGCUAUUGUUUCAGCAGAAGCAACAUUGGGUUGAUGACUCUGCGACAGAGAAGCAAGGGCCUAAAACUUUAUGUCAAUGA